This is a messenger RNA of Penicillium taxi, 4299 nucleotides long. RefSeq lists its product as uncharacterized. Gene Ontology annotation, molecular function: ATP binding; ATP hydrolysis activity; ABC-type transporter activity. The transcript has 3 exons. The record is from RefSeq and is a predicted model, not a curated record. Gene Ontology annotation, biological process: transmembrane transport. Gene Ontology annotation, cellular component: membrane. NCBI's taxonomy places the organism in Eukaryota, Fungi, Ascomycota, Eurotiomycetes, Eurotiales, Aspergillaceae. Bases 1 to 4299 code for a protein of 1432 amino acids.
AUGGAGUCUAAGCCGGAUGAUAUCUCAGCAUCUGGGCCUGCUGAGAGCUACUAUGAGAAAAGCAUCGCCGAUACUCUCCCAGUGAGCCACCAAGACCUCCGCGCUGCUGAUAGUUCCGAGACACUUCAUGGACUACUCAACACUCCUGCUCCUCCCAAGAAGGUAGCGGAAUGGCAUAUGACAUCGCAAGUCAUUGCAAAUGCCGAGCGUGAGGCAGCAGCUGGCUUCAAAAAGCGAGAGCUAGGUGUGACAUGGCAAAACUUGACUGUUGAGGUCCCUGCGGCCGAGGCAGCUGUCAAGGAGAACAUGCUUUCCCAAUUUAACCUCCCUCAACUAUAUAAGACUUGGCGUCAAAAGCCACCCAUGAAAGCGAUCUUGCAAGACAGUCAUGGAUGUGUCAAGCCUGGAGAAAUGCUCCUGGUCCUCGGAAGACCCGGUUCUGGCUGCACCACUCUUCUUAAGUUGCUCACCAAUCGCCGUGAAGGAUACCACACCAUCAAGGGAGACAUCAAGUUUGGAAGCAUGGACCCCAAGGAGGCCGUGCAAUACCAAGGCCAAAUCAUCAUGAACACCGAAGAGGAACUGUUCUAUCCUCGCCUUACGGUCGGCCAGACCAUGGAUUUCGCUACUCGCCUAAAGGUUCCUUUCCAUCUUCCUGAAGGACACGCCAACGUCGACGACUAUACUGCCGAGACUAAGGAGUUCCUGCUCAAGUCCAUGGGUAUUUCUCACACUGCUGACACCAAGGUCGGCAAUGAAUUCGUCCGUGGUGUUUCUGGUGGAGAGCGAAAGCGUGUCUCCAUUAUUGAAUGUCUUGCAACAAGGGCUUCAAUUUACUCGUGGGAUAACAGUACCCGUGGUCUCGAUGCCUCCACUGCCCUAGAAUGGGCUAAGGCUCUCCGCGCCAUGACGGAUGUGCUUGGUCUUUCCACUAUUGUCACUCUUUACCAAGCCGGAAAUGCUAUUUUCGAUCUUUUCGAUAAAGUCCUCGUACUUGACGAAGGCAAACAAAUCUACUAUGGUCCUGCCCAAGAGGCCAAGCCUUUCAUGGAAAAGCUUGGCUUUGUCUACACCAAUGGUGCCAACGUUGGUGAUUUUCUUACUGGUUUAACUGUUCCCACUGAGCGAAAGAUUAGACCUGGCUGGGAAAACCGGUUUCCUCGUACCGCUGAAGCCAUUUUGAAAGAAUAUCUCGCAUCACCGACCUACAAAAAUGAGAUUGCUGCCUACGAUUAUCCUACAUCAUCAAUUGCCAUUGAGCGAACGGAGAACUUCAAGGAGUCUGUUAGCUGGGAAAAGUCCAAUCACCUGCCCAACGGCAGUGACCUCACCACCAGUUUCUGGGCUCAGCUCAACCAUUGCAUCCGGAGACAAUAUCAAAUCCUCUGGGGUGAAAAGUCCACCUUCAUCACCAAGCAGGUUCUCUCGUGUAUUAUGGCCCUGAUUGCUGGAUCUUGUUUCUAUAACUCCCCGGAUACCUCUGCAGGUCUCUUCACCAAGGGUGGUGCCGUCUUCUUCUCGCUUUUAUACAACUGCAUUGUCGCCAUGUCCGAAGUCACAGAGUCUUUCAAGGGUCGUCCCAUUCUGACCAAACACAAGUCAUUCGCUAUGCAUCACCCCUCAGUUUCCUGUCUCGCUCAAAUCGCAGCAGAUAUACCUGUCUUGCUAUUCCAAUGCACCAUUUUUGCUAUUGUCAUCUACUGGAUGGCUGGUCUGAAGCAUACUGCAGCAGCUUUCUUUACUUUCUGGGCUAUUCUCUUCAUCAUCACUUUGACUAUCACCGCCUUGUUUAGAUUCAUCGGAGCUGCUUUCAGCACGUUUGAGGCUGCAUCAAAGAUCUCUGGAACUGCUGUCAAGGGUAUUGUCAUGUACGCUGGCUACAUGAUUCCCAAGCCCAAGAUAAAGAACUGGUUCCUUGAGUUUUACUACACCAAUCCGUUUGCCUAUGCCUUCCAAGCUGCCCUCUCCAACGAAUUCCACGACCAACACAUUGAUUGUGUCGGCGAGAACCUUAUUCCAAGUGGUGUUGGCUACGAAAAUGUUGGAACCGGUCACGCAGCUUGCGCUGGAGUUGGUGGUACUACUGCAGGUGCCGACUAUGUCACUGGUGACCAAUAUCUUAGUUCCCUCCACUACAAGCACUCUCAAAUGUGGCGCAACUUUGGUGUGCUCUGGGCUUGGUGGGGAUUCUUUGCCGUAAUGACAGUCAUUUUCACUUGCAUGUGGAAGUCUAGCGGCGCUGGUGGUGCUGCUCUUCUCAUUCCUCGGGAGAAUCUUAAGCAGCACCAAGCUGUAAAGCACAGCAGUGACGAGGAGGCUCAGGCUAUGGAGAAGGGCCAGACUAAAACUGACGAGCCUGUCGGAACUGAUGACAACCUCGUUCGCAACACUUCGAUUUUCACCUGGAAAAACCUUACUUACACUGUCCAAACUCCCACUGGUCCCCGUGUCCUUCUGGAUAAUAUUAACGGUUGGGUCAAGCCCGGUAUGCUCGGCGCGCUUAUGGGUUCCUCUGGUGCUGGAAAAACCACUCUGCUCGAUGUGCUUGCCCAGCGUAAAACCGACGGUACUAUCAAAGGAUCUAUCAUGGUAGAUGGUCGCCCUCUCCCAGUCUCCUUCCAAAGAUUGGCUGGUUACUGUGAGCAGCUGGAUGUCCAUGAGCCAUUUGCUACGGUUCGUGAAGCUUUGGAAUUCUCUGCUCUCCUUCGCCAGUCCCGUGAGGUCCCGAAGGCCGAGAAGCUCAAGUAUGUUGAAACCAUUAUCAAUCUUUUGGAACUGCACGAUAUAGCCGAUACCCUUAUUGGCUCCGUCGGCAGCGGUCUGUCUGUUGAGCAGCGUAAGCGCGUGACUAUCGGUGUGGAACUUGUGUCUAAGCCUAGUAUCCUGAUCUUCUUGGACGAGCCUACUUCUGGUCUUGAUGGUCAAUCAGCCUACAACACUGUCCGUUUCCUUCGCAAGCUUGCCGAUGUCGGUCAAGCCAUUUUGGUUACUAUCCAUCAACCCUCUGCUCAGCUAUUCGCUCAAUUCGAUACUCUCCUGCUUCUCGCAAGAGGUGGAAAGACCGUUUACUUUGGUGAUAUCGGUGAGAACGGUGGUACUAUCAAACAAUAUUUCGGCAAACACGGUGCUCAGUGCCCAUCUGAUGCCAACCCUGCUGAGUUCAUGAUUGACGUUGUGACUGGUGGUAUUGCAGAAGUCAAGGACAAGGACUGGCAUUCCGUUUGGCUUGAGUCGCCCGAGUCAACUUCUAUGUUGGCCGAGCUCGACAGCAUGAUUGAUGAUGCGGCAAGCAAGCCACCUGGAACAGUUGAUGACGGAUUUGAGUUCUCAAUGCCCCUCUGGGAGCAGACCAAGAUUGUUAUCCACCGUAUGAAUGUCUCUCUUUUCCGGAACACUAGCUACGUUAACAACAAGAUGGAGCUUCAUAUUAUUUCUGCAAUGCUGAACGGUUUCUCCUUCUGGAGACCUGGACCUAGUGUGGCUGCCCUGAACUUAAAGAUGUUCUCAAUCUUCAACUUCGUGUUCGUUGCCCCUGGUGUUAUCAACCAAUUGCAGCCCUUGUUCAUUCAACGUCGUGAUAUCUAUGAUGCCCGUGAAAAGAAAUCCAAGAUGUACUCGUGGGUUGCCUUCGUUACUGCUCUCAUAGUCUCUGAGUUCCCCUACCUCUGCAUCUGCGCCGUUCUCUACUUCGUAUGCUGGUAUUACCCUGUCUGGACCUUGCCCCACGAUUCCAACCGCUCCGGUGCUACUUUCUUUAUAAUGUUGAUCUACGAGUUCAUCUACACCGGUAUCGGCCAGUUCGUCGCCUCCUACGCUCCCAACCCGACCUUUGCCGCUCUCGUCAAUCCCCUGAUCAUCUGUACCCUGGUCCUGUUCUGCGGUGUGUUCGUUCCUUACUCCGAGCUGAACGUCUUCUGGAGAUACUGGAUGUACUGGCUCAACCCAUUCAACUAUGUGGUCUCUGGAAUGAUGGUCUUCGGUCUUUGGGAUGCCAAGGUCACCUGCAACGAGGAUGAGUUCGCCGUCUUCGACCCAACGAAUGGUACUUGCGGAGAGUACUUAGCCUCUUACAUGCAGGGCUCUGGCAGCAGAAUCAACCUGACCAACCCGGAUGCCACCUCAGACUGCCGCGUCUGCCAGUUCAAGACCGGAAGUGAUUUCUUGGCAACCAUGAACAUCAACCACUACUACGUUGGAUGGAGAGAUGCAGCUAUCACUGUUAUCUAUGCCAUCAGUGGCUACGCUCUAGUUUACGGACUGAUGAAGCUCCGAACGAAGGCCUCCAAGAAGGCCGAAUAG